CAACGCGCGGUCACGUGACGACGCGGUCGCCAUUUGCGCUGUAUAAACAACGAGCGGGCCGGAACGCAGUCGCGCUUAAUUCUUAUCCAAAGCGCCUCGUACAUAGUGUUCCAAGACGUGUUAAAAUGUCCGAGACAGACGCCGUGAACGCCAAGACCGCGCUCAGCGAGGAAAGCAAUCAGAAUGAAAAGUCGCCAAAAGCCAGAAAGAGCAGUAAGGGUAGGGCGAUAGAUCGUGCUCGCGAAGAGAGCGAAGCCAUAACAAAGGAUCUUGCACCAGAGAUUGAAGGACGCCGGCGUACACGAUCAGCCGCCAAAGGUAUUAUUCCAGCGAUACCGCCUCCACCUGCCAAGAAGGAGAAAAAGACGCCGGCGCCAAAAUCGGACGGCAAGCCAAAAGGACGAGGACGUCCGCGGAAGAAUGCGAGUGUCUCCGAAGAGGAACCGGUGAGCGACGAAGUCAGCAAAGAAGAAGCCGCUGAUAAGAUGGACACAGACGAAAGUGAUAAGAACGACACCGAGAAAGAAGAGAAGGAAGAAAAGAAGGUAGAGAAGAAAACCGACAAGAAACCCACACCGGUGGUGGAGAAUAACACACACGACAGCAAAGAUGAGGCGGCGAAUAAUAACGGCGACGGUGACGACGCCAAAGAAGACAGCAAGUCGGAGGCGACUGAGAACGGCGAGAAGGAAGCCGACACAACGCCCGCCAAGACGACGGACGCGAAAGACAAACCAGAGGAGAAGAAAUCUACGCCCGCCGCCGGCGAGAGUAAAGACGACGAGGCGGCCACAGUAUCUGAGUAGGCGAGUGAAUCUGUUGCGAGCACGAUAUGACUCUGUUUGGACGCGUACGGCGAGAGUAUGAGAUUUUAUUUCGAAUAUUAUACAUAUAUGAAUAUAAGGAGAACAUGUCGCGGAUUUAUCUAACUGAGUAACGAUCGUAUUUCUUUUUCUUUUUUGUUUGAAAUAGCAGGCACGCGAGCGAUGUAAUUGUAUAGGUACAAAUAUGGAAAGCCAGGUGUGUAAUCAACAUGGUUUUAUUUGUUUCAUUUCCGUGUUCGUCCGUCGCGGUUCCCAUUUAGUUCAAAACGCGUAUUGUUGUACUAUUCUAGAGCUAGAGCGUAAGUUAAUGGAAUUUUAUACUUGAGGAAAACUUGUACAAAAAAUAAUCCUUGCAUUCGAUUCAAAUAAUUUGUAAAUUUCGCCAAAAUUUUUGUUACUUUAGAUGAUGAUAUCUUAUUAACCACACCACACGCAUUCGCGGCAUGCGAUGAGUUAGCAUUUGCUCGAUGGGCCAUACUUAAGUUUAAAUAUUUGUACACAGUGUACGCAGAUUUUUGUCCAUAUUUCUGAAGGCGAUAUGAGCAGCAAUUGAUGAAAGAAUGGGAUGUAUGAAAUAAAUAAUAAUUGUGGUUUUUCUACUUUACUUUUAAUGUGUAAUAAGAUUGUACUAUCCUAUUAUUGAUAAAUAAAAAUUUAGACAAAUUCCUAA
This is a messenger RNA of Dalotia coriaria, 1494 nucleotides long. Its product is annotated as nucleolar protein 58-like. The transcript has 3 exons. The coding region runs from base 126 to 806 and encodes 226 amino acids. Lineage: Eukaryota; Metazoa; Arthropoda; Insecta; Coleoptera; Staphylinidae. The record is from RefSeq and is a predicted model, not a curated record.